AAACAUUUAAUGGUUCAUGCCCAAGAACAAUUAGCAAGACUAUGGAAUAUACAAAAUGAUCAAAUGCCAAUAUAUCUAGAAAGAGAGUUAAAUUUAAUUAAGGUGGAUAAAAUAGUAGAACGAUAUCUAGACAAUUUAAAUUUCGCCGGAACAUAUAUAGAUGUGAGAAAUAAUUUAUUAAUAAUUUAUACAGUAAACAUUGCUAAGAAGAAAGAUAUAAUUUCUAAACCUGAUGUGAGAGAGCAUGUUAGGUUUUUAGACUUUAGAAAUGCAAGCAAAUCCUUGGAUAAUUUAAAAUCCUCGUUUGGAGAAUUAGUUAUAGCAGCUAAGCAGAUUAGACCAAAAGGUAUAGAAGGUUUUAUUAAUCCAAGAAUUAAUAAUAUUGCUGUAAUAAUUACAAGGAGGCCAUUUGAUCGAGAUAAUAGGGCUUUUAUAGAAAUUGCCGUGCGAAAUGGUGCGGUUGUAUAUUUUGGCGAUUACAAUCCUCCAAGACAUACAAAAAGGG
Racocetra persica is the source of this 505-nucleotide messenger RNA. The record is from the annotation of a GenBank genome assembly. Lineage: Eukaryota; Fungi; Glomeromycota; Glomeromycetes; Diversisporales; Gigasporaceae.